CGCUACGUUGCACUUCACUAUAUUAACUAGACGUUUUUGACUUUUCCUUGCCAGAGAAAGAAAAAUCUUAUAUUUGACGGAAGUUAUACAUUUAUUAUAUUUUAGUUUGUUGCAUUUUCUAGCGAUUUUACAAACACACUCAAUUAAGGAACAGAAAAAUUAAAUUGUGAAAGUUACUACGUCGACAUACGCGAUUGAAUUGUAAUCAAUUUGCAGCGAUUAGGUUUUGAAUUCAGAAGAAAAAGUAAUAUGUGCAUAUUGAAGAAUGCCGAUUCAGGCGCCUUCAUGGACAGAUUUCCUCUUCUGUCCCAUUUGUUGUAAUGAAUUCGCUGUCAACCAACGUCUACCAAUAAGUCUGGGAUGUGGUCAUACCAUAUGUCGGCAAUGUCUGGCCACCUUACACAAUCGACAAUGUCCAUUCGAUCAAACUUCCAUCACAACCGAUGUCGACAAUCUCCCCAUAAAUAACGCUCUACUUCAAUUGGUUAGCACUAAUACCAGCGCCAAUAGUACUAACCACAAUCCUUCAAAUGUUAACGACAACAGUAACAAUAAUGGCGCUGUUGGUGAAGGCGCCUCAGGCACGGACGCGGAUGCUAAUGCAUCCGCCAGACGUACUCCACCGAGUGUGCGUCAAUUGAAUCCGGAGGAUCUUAAAUGUUAUAAUCUUGCGAACAAAUGUAUAGAGAGUCUUGCACUGUAUCUAAAAUCUCUUGUUACUAACAAUGGAAAUUUCGGAAGUCCACUGUCACGACCGAUGCAACGUAAACUUGUCUCAUUAGUCAAUACUCAGUUGAUGGAACGUGAAGGACGUGAACGUGUACUGCGAGCAGCCCGUUCAUUGGGUGAACGCACUGUUACAGAACUCAUUCUGCAACAUCAAAAUCCAUUACAAUUGAGCUCAAAUCUAUGGGCAGCCGUACGCUCGCGGGGUUGCCAAUUUUUAGGUCCUGCAAUGCAGGAGGAAGUCUUAAAAUUAGUUUUACAAGCACUUGAAGAUAGUACGGCAUAUUCUCGGAAACGGCUGGUAAUGUAUGUAGUGCAGAGAUUAGAACCUCGAUUUCCCCAAGCGUCGAAAACUAGCAUUGGUCAUGUUGUACAGCUUUUAUAUCGUGCCAGUUGCUUCAAAGUAUCCAAACGCGAAGGAGAUUCAUCGCUUAUGCAAUUGAAGGAAGAAUUUCGUACAUACGAUGCACUUCGCCGUGAACACGACGCUCAAAUCGUGCAAAUAGCAACAGAAGCUGGUUUACGCAUCGCACCAGAUCAGUGGUCUUCCUUGUUGUACGGCGAUACAGUUCACAAGUCCCAUAUGCAAAGCAUUAUUGAUAAACUGCAAACCCCGUCAUCUUUUGCGCAAUCUGUACAAGAAUUAGUUAUAGCAUUGCAACGCACCGGUGAUCCAGCUAAUUUAUCCGGCUUGCGAACACAUCUUAAGCAUUUAGCUGGUAUUGAUCCCUCUUUGGAGAGUCCACCGGCUUCAUGGCAAGAUGUAGCUAAAGCUUUGGAGUCCGUACAUGAAGUGGUAGUGGGAUUGGUGGAAUUCGUACAACAUCAUGGCAAUCGCAAACUGCAGGAAUGCACAACGGGUCAAACAAGCACCAACACUAAAUAUAAAAUCAGCUUGUGCCGUGAUUUGACUGUGCGUCGAAACUGUCCACGCGGAUCCAGUUGUACUUUCGCGCACUCUGAAGAGGAAUUGGAAAAAUAUCGUGCUAAGAAUCGUAAAAAUAAUACUAAAAUAGGUAGUGGGGUUUCUCACGCCGGCGUAGGCCCUAUUGCUAGUGGAAAUAUUAAUCAUGGAAACAAUGGAAAUAAUGAUUUUCCAUCACAUGCACAUACACACAGUCACGGCCACACUCAUCACAAUUCCCAUCCGAUGGUGAUGCUACAUCCCGGAAGUGAUAAUUCCGCUCCAGCCUCCACGGCCACGUCGCCAUUAAGAUUUGACGGUACACAAACUUUACAUAACAAAUUACCUCGUAGCAGUUACGGCGAUGCGACAGCGUCAUUACAAGUGCACGGUCAAUCCGGUGCACAUCAUCAUAUGCGUUCCUUGCAUCAUAGUCCAAUUCCACCUAAUGGUGGACAACCAAUACCUGUGCCUCCUAAUAUACAUCGCUACGAUCCAUCCUUUGCCACAACAUUAAAUUAUCCUAUUACGAACACUGGUCUACCCCCACGUAUGCCACAGGGUUUGUCAAACAUAAACAGCUCACCAAUGGCAAUGCGGAAUCCUGGUAGUGGUGUACUGCCUACAAGAAAUUUCCCAACUUCAUUGCAACCUCCGUUAUCACAUCCAGCCUUAUCAUCGAAUGUACCCACCAGCAACCCACCGAAAUUUCACAACAAUAACAACGUGACCGCUUCACUUGGCAGCCCUUUAUCUAGUAAAGGUCUAUACAAUGCAUUAACGCCAGAAUUCUAUAAUACACCAUUAUUGAGUGCAAAUACACGUUCGUCCUCUCUAUUUAGCAAUAACCAAAAUAGUAGCGGACCAGCCGGUAAUGGUGGAGGUGUGAAUGGAAAGAACAAUGCUGAUUUGAAAAGCAAUAUUGGGUCAUCGGAAAAAUUGAGAUUAGCACAAAUGAGUGGCAUGUGGGAUCAACAACAACAGCAACGGCCAAUGGGCAGCACAUCGACAGCGGCUGAUAUAUUAAGUGGAGUUGCUGGUAUAGGUGGGUUAGCAACGCAUCAAUCCACAACACUUUAUCCAUCCAACGAAACUGCAUCUAUAUUUGGCAAGAAAGUUAAUAAUGUCAACAUGAAUCUUAACAAGACACUCAAUGGUUUGACAAUUGGCGAUCAGUUUAUGUUCAAAAAUGAUUAUGGCGUUGGUUCCGUACUCCCGCCCAUAAACAGCAUGUCCAACAAUAAGGACAAUUUAAUUUGUGGAGACUUGCCGAAACGACAAUCGUUUUGGAAUGCGCACAACAGCCAUAACAAUAUGAUUGGUAGUGGUAAUUUCGCAGAUAGUGCUACGGAACGUAAUUCAAUUGCUCAUAAUAUGAGUAUAAAUGCCUCACCUGGGCCAUUUCGUGAUCGUGAUAGUUUUGUGCGUUCUGAUUCCAUAUUGGAUGACGAUGCCGCCACUUUUGAAGUGCCUGCCACAUCAGCAAGCAUGGGCAGUAAGUUUGGCCCAAUCUGUCCAAUGUACAAAGGGCAUAGUACUGCGCCAACCGAAGUUUCCCACACCAAUACAUAUCUAGAUAGCUGGAAUAGUGGCGAUAUUAGAAAUCAAUCGGUGAAUAAGGAACAUCCGUUACUGGAUCGAAACGCCUCUAACGAUAUCAACUACUCAGUAUUUUCAAAUGAUACUGAGAACAGUCUCGCAUCACAAUUUCGCCAACAACAACAGCAACAACAACACCACCAACGUCAACAGCAAUCACAUAGACCAUCAUCAUUUGAUAGUUUCAAUAGUAUGCAAAACACGCUUCUUUCUGAUUUAUCAUUCAAUCAUAGCAGUAUGAGCAGAGAACGUGAUAGAGGUUCUGGUGUCGUAGUAAAUGAUAGUGUUAAUUUUGAAUUAGGUUUUAAUGCGUUCCAGAAUAUGUUAUCCGCUGCAGAUGGCAAUGCAAAUAUGGACAUGAAUAAGGGUUCCUCAAUGUGGGGCGGUGGUAGCAUGGAAUCUGCUGAGGCACACUUCUGGCAUGAUUCACUAUCCUCUGGGGCUGCAAAAUCCCAUGAAUUGCAAAAUCAACGCCAGCAUCCACAGCAACAAUUAUUAAUUAGCAAUAAUAAAGGAUUGAACACUGAGGAGAAUAGCAUUGAUAGUAGUCGAAUGAGAGAUAUUGAGCAGGAACUUUCUGAAAUCGUUGACAAAAGCUGGUCAAAUGCCGAUGACAGUGGUAUUAAGUUGUAGUACUAGAAGAAAGCUAUAACAGGUAAGAAGCACAAAAUUAUGAAUGCAGCGUAUUAAUCGAUGCCAGCGAGACAGCAGUAGUGCCAGAAGCAAACGGAGGCUCUUAAAAAGGGAAUGUACGAAUGUGAUCAAAAAUUGUUUAACAGAAAUUACACGCAAUACUAUUACAAUAUUACAACACUAACUGAAUUGGAGAUUAAUAAUCAAUCAUCGAUAGAAUUAUAUGCUAAACUCUCAUCAUCCUUUUCAACGAUAGUCUAUAGUAGAAAUAGUAAAUUUUAGAUACGUAUAUAUUUGUGAAAUAACUCUCCUAAUUGAGAGUAUACUUAUAUGUAUAGUGAAAGAAAAAGAAAAUAGUAUACAAGUUGAGAGGAAAAGACAACCAACCCACUGCUGAUGUCACGACGUUGUAAGUGUAUUUCUUUUAUUUAGUAAAUUUCUUGCAUUGGAAACUUUCUGUGUUCUGUAUAGUUUAGAAAAGUAGUUAGAAAAUGGCUCUGAUGAAAAUGGCAAUGAAAUCAUAAUUACAUAUAAUACAUAUGUAUAUAGAUUUGAGCCGAUCGACUUGUGUAUAGCAUGUAGAAAAACGAGUGUAUAAGGGGUAAUGCACAGAAACGACUAAUUAUUUAUAAUUGUAAAUGUAAAAUUUUUUGGUAUUAGAUAUUCUUAAAAACGAUUUUGAAAAUGAAUAGUGAUAUGUUAUUUACUAACAUUUCCGAUGACGUGAUCAAUAUAAAACUAUAUUUUAUAGACGUUUAAUGAGAACAAACUCAAACUCAAAAAAAUAAUGUAAUAUUUUUGUAUGAAUGCAAUCACUAAUCGCAUGAUGUCGCUUUUAUGCAGCCACACCUACUCUUCUACUCGCACAUAAAAACACUCUUACAUACACACAUACACACACACAC
Molecule: messenger RNA, 4767 nt
Organism: Ceratitis capitata (Mediterranean fruit fly)
Lineage: Eukaryota; Metazoa; Arthropoda; Insecta; Diptera; Tephritidae
Gene: roq
Product: roquin-2
Exons: 4
Coding region: 266-3862 (1198 amino acids)
Molecular function (GO): metal ion binding
Source: RefSeq, a predicted model, not a curated record